CGUCGUCUCCGUCCUCGCCGCUCCCGCCCCCCUCCUCCCGCGACAAUGGAGAUCGUGCGAUCUCAGAGGAAACCCUCCAUCGACGCGUCCCCGACCCCAACCCUCUCCCUCUACCGCUCCGCUCCUCCCCUCGAGGUGCGCCUCGAGGAUUUCGAGCUCUACGCCAUCGAUCGCCUCCGCGUUCUGAAGGGGAUCUCGGAUGGGUUGGCCCGGGGGAAGAAGCCCGAAGAAAUGGAAAAUUUGGUCAGGGAGCUGUGGAAGACGAACAUGCGGCAUCAGGAUCCGGCCGAGGUUAUGAAUAAGGACAUAAUAUCGCACUUUGUGCUUCGCCUUGUGUAUUGUAGAACUGAGGAGCUGAGGAAAUGGUUCCUUUCUAUGGAGACCACUUUAUUCCGCUACCGUUUUCGCCUUGAAAGCCUCGAAUCGCAGAGGAUGCUCAUGACCGAGUUUCAGCUCCCUUAUAAAGCUCUAAUUCAUGCAGAAUAUGAGACUGUGAAGGACAAAUUGGUGCAAGUUGCACGUUCAAUUGGUCAAUCUUCAAACACUGACACUAUUUUUUUCAAGGUCCCUUUUGAAGAAGUUCCAGACCUGGUUGGCAGCCGCAGAGUAUUUAUCCUAAAAGGUUUUGCUUAUGUUCCCAUGAAUCAGGUGGUUUCCCUUGUUGUUACCCAAUUCCGCAGCAAUAUUUCCAAGGCCCUUGUAUUGACCAAUAGGAAAUGGACAUCUACCAUAAAGGAGCAGGAGAAGGAUAGGUUGACUCCCAUUGUUGAAGCAUUAAGCAACAGCUAUUUGGGGCCUGAUUACACUCAGCCAAAUGAAUCGGCCGAAAUAUCUUUAAAGGACAUAGAUCAGCUAGCUAGUAACUCUUUUCCUCUUUGUAUGCGCCAUUUAUUUGAUAAGUUAAGGGAAGAUCAUCAUUUGAAGCAUGGAGGCAGGAUACAACUUAACCUUUUUCUUAAGGGUGUUGGAUUAAAGUUGGAUGAUGCUCUUGCUUUUUGGAAAGAGGAGUUCUCUAAGAAGGUUGGUGCUGAGAGGUUCGACAAAGAAUACGCUUACAGCAUUCGCCACAAUUAUGGCAAAGAAGGAAAGAGGACAGAUUACACUCCAUUCGCCUGUCAAAAGAUCAUUUCAUCGACACCUAGUGUUGGUGAUCACCAUGGUUGUCCUUACCGACACUUCAGUGAGGAGAAUUUGAGAGCUGCACUUAAUAAAAUGGGGGUUGGAGGACGACAACAGGAUGAAGUUAUGGAUAAAGUUCGAAAUCGGCAUUACCAGUUAGCUUGCACAUUGACUUUUGAAGCUAUCCACGGCACAUCAUGUGAUACUGGUAUCAACCAUCCAAAUCAGUACUUCAGCAACAGUCAGAAAAUCCGGCAAGAGAAGAUCCAGGCCACAACCUAAAUUAAUUGCCUUCCUGUGGUUUAAAAAGGUCUCCCUCAAUUGUCUCAGUUGUGUGAAAAUGAUUGACCUGGAAGUGUGAAUCUGAAAGCGGCAUGUUCGGACUUUGGAGCAGGAGCACGGCAUGAUCCGAGCUUCACGGAACGAGAUGGAGGCGCAGCCCGUGAGAAAACGUAACUGUUGUGGUCCAGCACCGGCGCCAUCGUUGCAACUUGGAAAUGCUCCUGUAUCAGUUUGCAUGUCUAUUUAUCGUACUAGGUGUUUUGGAUUAUUAUUAUUAUUAUUAUUAUUAUUAUUAUUAUUAUUAGCUCAAGCAUUAUUAUAUGUUCUUGGACUUGUACUAUUGAGGAUAAUUGUUUUCAAUGGAAUGCCACGGAAAACUGAAAUUUGAAAUCCAA
Messenger RNA from Ananas comosus (pineapple), 1796 nucleotides. Its product is annotated as probable DNA primase large subunit. Gene Ontology annotation, biological process: DNA replication, synthesis of primer. The record is from RefSeq and is a predicted model, not a curated record. NCBI's taxonomy places the organism in Eukaryota, Viridiplantae, Streptophyta, Magnoliopsida, Poales, Bromeliaceae. Bases 46 to 1401 code for a protein of 451 amino acids. The transcript is spliced from 20 exons. Gene Ontology annotation, cellular component: alpha DNA polymerase:primase complex.